This is a messenger RNA of Pseudoliparis swirei, 3577 nucleotides long. RefSeq names its product MORC family CW-type zinc finger 3a (gene morc3a). The record is from RefSeq and is a predicted model, not a curated record. NCBI's taxonomy places the organism in Eukaryota, Metazoa, Chordata, Actinopteri, Perciformes, Liparidae. The transcript has 19 exons. Gene Ontology annotation, cellular component: PML body; nucleus. The coding region runs from base 203 to 3325 and encodes 1040 amino acids. Gene Ontology annotation, molecular function: ATP hydrolysis activity; zinc ion binding.
GAAUUGUGGUUGAUUGCCGGAAGAUCCGGUUAACGUCACCCUCUGAAGUUACACGUUUGUUUGUAUAGACGCUGCACGUAGCAACCAGACGCCCCCCCCCCCCCACACCGGGGGAAGAGACGUGCGGUCGACGUCUGGGCGGCGCGCCGCCGGUUCUCCUGGAGCAUCAACGGCGACGACCGACUUCCGUGUUUAUUGAAAGAUGGCGACCGUCCGCGGAGUCCCGCUCAGCACGCUUUCGCCCAAGUUUCUUCAUACAAAUUCCACCAGCCACACCUGGCCCUUCAGUGCCAUAGCUGAGCUCAUAGACAAUGCCUAUGAUCCAGAUGUCAGUGCCAAACAGUUCUGGAUUGAUAAGACUAUGGUCCAUGGACAUGCAUGCCUCAGCUUUAUGGAUAAUGGAAAUGGACUGGACCAUGAAAUGAUGCAUAAGAUGCUCAGCUUUGGGUACAGUGAGAAGAUUCCUUUAAAGGGCGUAGAGCCGAUUGGUAUGUACGGCAACGGCUUCAAGUCUGGAUCCAUGCGUCUCGGCAAGGACGCCGUCGUGUUUUCGAAGUCCGAGAAGUCUUCGUGCGUUGGGAUGCUCUCUCAAACCUACCUGGAAAAGAUUGGUGCCAACCAAAUAAGUGUCCCCAUUGUGUGCUUUGAACAGAGAGAGAGAAACAAGUUCAGUGUAAGAGAGGAGCAGAGAGCCAGUCUGCAGGACAUCCUGAGCUACUCCCCUUUCAAGACGCAGAGAGAAUUGCUUCUCGAGGUCGAUGCCAUCUGUUCCAACUCGUCCACAAAGAAAACUGGCACGCGGAUCAUCAUCUGGAACCUCCGCGGGACAUCUACUAGCUCUACAGAGUUUGAUUUUGACACCGAUCGUUACGACAUCCGCAUUCCAGCUGAUGUCUACGAGGAAAUGAACAGCACGCAAUAUCCAGACAGGGCCGCCUCAAACAUCCCUGUGAGUUUUUACUCACUAAGGGCUUACUGCAGUAUUCUGUACCUGAAGCCGAGGAUGCAGAUCAUGAUUCGAGGUCAAAAUGUCAAAUCUCAGCUCAUUGCUAAGAGUCUGGCCUCCAUCAGGAAGGACCACUACAGGCCCAACUUCGUGGAAAAACGUAUUCCUAUUAUUUUUGGCUAUAACACCAAAAGUAAAGACCAGUAUGGCAUUAUGAUGUAUUACAAGAACCGGCUCAUCAAGGCCUACGAACGCGUGGGCUGCCAGCUCAAGGCCAACAACAAAGGUGUCGGGGUCAUUGGGAUCAUCGAGUGUCACUUUCUGGAACCAACCCACAACAAGCAGAGCUUUGAUGAAACGGAUAAGUACAGGAAAACUAUGACCAAUUUGGGUACUAAACUAGAGGAGUACUGGAAUGAAAUGUGCUUCAGGAGGAAAAGAGAGAAUCCAAACGCCACCACACCAGUGGAAGAUACCAUGAAGCGCCCGGAUCAAAACUGGGUGCAGUGCAAUGACUGUUUGCACUGGCGCAAACUCCCGGAUGGGAUCGAUUGCAACAAGCUGCCCGAUCAAUGGUACUGCCGGAUGAACCCUGAUCCUCAGUUCAGGAGCUGCCUGGUGGAGGAGGAGCCUGAGGACUCUGAUGAUGAGCAGCCGACAUACUGCAAGACCUACAAACAACAAGAGAGGGAAGACAAAAGAACUCAAGAGAUGGAAAGACAAAGGGCUGAGGACGAUCGAAGGCGGCAGCAAGAACAACAGAAGGCCGAGCGCAACCGGGUACAAAGACGUCUGCAGAAUGCCCAUCCCCCCGCAACCCCGACUGCCCCAAAGAGGUUGACCUCUCUAAGACCACAAAGUAGUGCCCCUCACUUCAGGGCCUUGCCCCUGUCUCAAGUCGUUUGCGGCUCCUCCUCCAGUAACAAUGGUCUUCCAGUUAUCUCUAGUGUGUGCUCAUUGUCAACAGAGCCCAGGGAGAAAAGAACCCAGCCUGCUGCUCCUCAACCUCUACCCAAAAGACUUAAAUUCAACGGCAACUCUGACACACCCACAUUACUGGACGUGAGCCCACAGAGCUCCCCGUCAGUGCUCGUCAAUAAUGAAGAAGACACUGAUGACACCGAUGACACCGAUGACGACAUUUUCAUCCUGGAAACCGCCAGCACCCCCAAGCCAAAAAAUCCAACCUGUGAUUUGACUCAAGUGAAGACGGAGCGAGAGCAGAGUGGCGCUGACGUCGGCAUGCUUUUGGAGUUCAGCGACGACGACGCUGUGGAUGGCGCGGCAACGGGCCCUGUGGGAACCGGUUCCUCCCCGGCCCCCCCUCAACUAGUGGCCAACAGCACCACCCAGACGGAAGGGCCCAAAGUGAAGGAGGAAAAGAAGGACCGGGUUCUUCCAACCGAAGGGGAGGCGAGAGCAGGCCAGAGCACAUCCACCUCCAACGGGAGCGUUGGCACUGACGCGCAAAUAAUCGUGAAACACGAGAACAGCGGAGACACUCGAGGCAACCAGACCUUGCAGAACGGAGGGAUGCAUCAUCGGGGACCCCCCCGUGCGAAUGCCUGCGAUGAGACGGACUCUUCGCGUCACUACCCCAGUGCCGCCGAGGUCCAGGACCAGCAGGACCAGCAGGACCAGCUCCUGGAUCUGAUGCAGGCCACGGCCGUGGAGAGGGACUCCUUUCGAGAGCAGGUCCAUAAACUCACCUGCCAGCAGCAGGACAUGGAGAGCCGACUGCAGGCCCAGGUCAACGUGAAGAGGGAGGGUUGGCACCAGGCCAGCCAGACGGAGGACACGAAGGACUACAAGGCUCUGUUCGAGAGGGCCAAAGAGAAAGUGGAUGCACUUAUUAAGGACAAAGAGCUUUUACUGACCUCUACUGAGGCCACGCCCAGUGCUGCCCAAUGUGAAGAAAAGGACAUGGAUGAUAUCGCACUGCAAGUUGACCGUCUGAUGCGAGAGAUGGAAGAAGUCAAAAAGGAGAGGGGUGAACUGCACACACGGCUGGACGGUCUGGAGGAGGAAAAGGCAAAUCUGGCAUCCGAAUGUGAAGAGCUCCGGUUGAGCCUGCAGCAGGAGAGGGAAAAGGCUCAAAGGGGAAGCACGCGGCCGCACAGAGACGCUGAUUCUACGGAUCCAACUGAUCCAGAGGAAGCAGCGGCGACGACGUCGAAUCCCGACACAAAUUCAAGCGCCGAUACACCAAGAAGUUUGAUCGAGCUGAGGCACAACGUUGGGCGCCUUCUCGUCUCUUUCGUGCCGUGUCUGGACCUCGGCCAGGUGAAUUAUGAGUGCGACGUAAUCGAUGAGAUCCUGGAACACGUUCUCUCUGACGUGGAGUCCAUCAGGCGGGCGGGGCAGUUGUACAGGAAAUGACAUGGAUAAGCAACUCCUAGGAUUAUGGAAGGAAGAACCGUACUCCAUCUAUAACUCAUGACGACAGCAUUGUGUGAUUGUUGGAGAUGAAAGUGUAUUUAUUUGAAUGUGUUUUUUAAUUAUUUUUUUUGUGAUAAGGUUUUUUUUUCUUGAUAUGAAUUUUUUGUUGUUGUACACUAAGAGAUUAACAGAUGAAAACUGCUAUUAAAUACAAAUACAACCACAGUCAACAUUAAUAAACGGUAGAGGCCG